GAAAAAAAAAGCUUUUAAUAGCAAUUAAAUUGUCCUGGACGACAAAUUAUUAAAAACAAUAUAUUAACGUAAAUUUUAAAUAAAAAAUAUAUAUAUAUAUUUUUUUAUAUACUUCAAUAAUGCAAAACUCAAAACAUUUCAGCUAUUGCCCUGCCAUUCGUUCUGAGAUGACAUUUAGACAUAGCUAUCCUGGAACCUAUACCCCAUCUUCUUCCGACAAAGAACGAAUUCAGAAACCUCAAGUUGAUGUUGAAAAAGUUCGUCGUAUAUCAAAUACUUCUUUAUCAUCUAAUGAUUCCGGCGUAGGUUUCUCUAAAGCCGAUUAUGAAAUUCAAAGAGCUUUAAAAGCUCAAAGAAUAUUACAACGUCCUCAUAUUAUUGUACUUCAUAAAGGAAGACCAAUUUCUCAUUCAACCGUUAAAAAUUUAAAUAAUAAUCACGAUGAAUUCGAAGCAAAUAUCGUUGUAGCUGCUGCUACUGCAUCAAAGAGGAAUCGUAGAGAAAUUUCUGUUAUGCAUAAACGUCAAACAAUCGUCUCUGUUGGUACUUUUUAUGAUAAAGCGGAAAGUUUAGGACAAUUUAAUCGUUUAAAAAAUAAUAGUGCCCCUAAUUUAUAUCAACAUACUCAAACAAUUACUGAGAAAACACAAGCAAUACUCCAAGAAAAACAACAAAAGGAAAAUAAAGAGAUUAAAGAUCAAUUACCAAAGAACUCUUCAUUCAUGCCUAAGCCAAAAUUAUUAUUUAGAUCAGUUUCUUUAUCAAUAAAGAAACUUAUAGGAGUUGACAAAGAAAAGAAAAGACGAAGCCAAUUAAUUAAACAAAUUCGUCAUCAACCAAAAUUCUUAUAAGAUUAGUAUAUUAUAUUAUAAUAUUUUAAUAAUUGUUAAUUUUAUAAUUUAUAAAUAGAAAAAAAAACAAAACUUUUUAAUAAUAUUUUCACGUAGCAAAAAUUUCAUUAAAAUUUCCAUCAUUUUCAUUUCGCAUUUUCUCAUUUUCGCAUAUUUCGCAUCGUUUACAUAUCACU
Messenger RNA from Rhizophagus irregularis DAOM 181602=DAOM 197198, 1027 nucleotides. RefSeq lists its product as uncharacterized. The record is from RefSeq and is a predicted model, not a curated record. Lineage: Eukaryota; Fungi; Glomeromycota; Glomeromycetes; Glomerales; Glomeraceae.